This is a messenger RNA of Quercus robur (English oak), 2248 nucleotides long. RefSeq lists its product as uncharacterized. Gene Ontology annotation, biological process: DNA-templated transcription. Gene Ontology annotation, molecular function: single-stranded DNA binding. Lineage: Eukaryota; Viridiplantae; Streptophyta; Magnoliopsida; Fagales; Fagaceae. Gene Ontology annotation, cellular component: RNA polymerase III complex. The transcript is spliced from 14 exons. The coding region runs from base 78 to 1646 and encodes 522 amino acids. The record is from RefSeq and is a predicted model, not a curated record.
AAGUAAAAUCACAUCACCUCCUUCCCGCCUCACUCACUCUCCUCUCACGAAGCAGAAGAAAGAAGAGAAACCAAACAAUGGCGACCCCGUACGGCAUCAAGUUGGCCGUACACCUCAUCACCAAUCACUUCGGCAAUCUCGUCGCCAAAGUGUGUGAGAAUCUUCUUCGAAGAGGACCUCUAACGCUCCAACAGGUAAUUCGGUACACGGAGCUCACUCCUCAACAGGUCAAGAACUCUCUUCUCAUCUUGAUCCAACACAAUUGCGUUCAAGCUUUCUCUCUCGAAUCACAAGGUGGUUUUGGAGAUGGGCCAAAAGCUAAUACCCAGUAUUUAGCGUUGUUUAGUAACAUACUCCAUCGCAUGAGGUUUCCCAAAUUCUUGGAGAUUGUGUCUCGUGAACUUGAUCAAGAAUGUAAAGAACUUCUUGAGGGUUUGCUUCAGAAUGGUAGGCUUACACUGGUGCAAAUGGUUGAAAGAGCCAAAUCGAAGAGAAAAGAUGGAUGUCGUGAAGAUGUUGUACAAGAAGGCCUUACUAAGCUUUUGGCUGCCCAUUUUGUUGAACGCUGCCCAGCCCCUGAACCACUUGUUCCUGAACCAGUUAAAGUAGAAACAACUUCCAAGAAACGAGGUGCUAAAUCUGCUAAGAUAAAUGAAGAGUCUGAGACCAUAGAACAACGUGUUCUAGCAGCAGCAGGGCCUAUGGAAGCACAAAGAUUUUCCAUGAUAACAAAUACCGAAUUUGACGUCAAUGGAGAAACAAGCACAGAUGAUUCCCCUAGUUUGAUUGUUGGAGAAAAGCGCAAGCGUGAUUCUUUGGAAUUGGAUAGAGAAUCUACAGCUGAAGAAGGGGAAGUAGUUCUUUGGCGUGCCAAUUUUGAGGAAUUUCUGCGUCGUCUUAGACAUAUGGCUUGCAUUGAGAAUGUGAGAGCAUCCCUGGAUGAUGGAGCUGUAAAAGUCUUAAAAGCAAUGCUGGAUGCAACUAGAGGUUUAGAGAAGAAAGUGAAAACAGAAAAGUCAGUUCCCCUAUCACUGGAUAACAUUUUUGAAGAGGUUAUAAAGAGUGAAGAAGGACGUGUUAUGACCUUAGACGAUGUUAGAGCUUCCCUUGUCCAGUUGGGUUGUCCUGCCUCUGCUAGAGGGACAGCUGACUCAUAUAGUAUCGAUUUGAAGAAAAUUAUUGAAUCAGCACAGAAUGAUGAGGUAGAAUCAAUUGUGUUGAAAAGAUAUGGAAGGGAUGCUUAUAGAAUUUUCAGAUUACUGUCAAAAAAUGGCCGCCUAGUUGAGACUGAUAAGAUUUCAGAUACCACAUUUGUGGAAAAGAAGGAUGCGCCCAAGAUUCUUUAUAAGAUGUGGAAGGAUGAGUACUUGCAUAUGGAGAAAUUAGUUUUAGCACCAAAUAGAAAUAUAUUGUUGUGGAAAGUAAAUAAGCGCCCUCUGUGGGAACAUGUAUUAGAUGAGAUGUUCCAUUCUGCUUUAAAUUUGAGUCUACGAGCGGCUUACGAAUGGGAUAAGGAAAAAGAGGUUAUAAACCCCCUUGAAGCUAUGACAAAAGAGGAAAGACAAAAACAAAAGAACAUCAGGAUUCUCCUGGAUUCAUCGCUGCUGAAACUUGAUGAUGCUAUCAUGCUUUUCCAUAACUUCUGAAUUUAUUAAGUCCUGCCUAUGACUGACAUAUCUUUAAAUGAAAAUGAGGGAUGCGUUAUGGGUAACACAUAACUUGUUCUCUUAUUUCCUUUACUUGGAUACAAAGCAAGUAUUUAUAGAACUAAUGAAUAAGAAAAUAGAAAACUUUAGAAUCAUAUUGUGUGCUUCGUGUAGUCUGAGUGUGAUCUAGGUUCCCCUUCCCCCAGCCCACCCUGUGGGGAUCAGUUUGUGUUUAUUGUCAUUUCUUUUUCAGUUGAUAGGUUCCAUUUUCUUUUCAAUUUUUUGUGGCUAGGCUUUGAAAAUUGGAGGGCCUCAUUGAAACAAAGUUGGUUCCAGAUGGACUCAUCUCUUCAAAUUUAGAGGUGUGCUGCACCCUGACAGAGUCUGGUGUGAACGAGAUUGGGCUGGAAAAUGGCACUUCCCUUCAAGGUUUUGGAAAGAAAUGAAAUGGAAUGGUUAGGGAAUAUAUUUCCCUUGGUAAAACCGUGGAAAUAGUGAGAAAACAGUUGAGGUGUGUGUUGAGUUUUGUUCGUUUGUUGUAAGUUAUAAAUUUUAUGAUUUUUUGUUUUUUCAAAAAAUAAAGUGAGCAUUUUGUUUAGGCA